AUGGCGAAUACGUUGUCCUUUCGGAAUCCAUCCAGCGUCCGGCCAUCACGCUAUCGCACUCCCUCCCCGCCACGACAUGCCAUCGAGUCGAUCUCACCUCGCGCUCCCGUCCAUAUCUCAUCCUUCUCCACCCGCGACGUCCAUCCCAACGAUGCCCCUCAGCAACCCCGAUAUGACACAUUUAGAGAGAAAGAGUCCUCAUUGAAAAAUGGGUGGAGUAAUGCCUCCCAGGAUGGACGGACGAGUCUUGAUCAUUCUAGUCACCACUACUCUUCUGGCGGUUCAUCCAGCAACGACGCAAAUACAAACCCCGUUAGCAAAGUCGCCCACCAAAGAACCGGCUCAAACAUCGAUACUCUGGCCACCAUUGCACUCGCGACAAGUCCAACCUUUGCGCCUCUUGCCUACGAUGAGCAUCCUACUGCCAUAUCACCAACAACCCAUCACGCACCUGCUCCAGAUCAGUCUGAACGGCCAUCCAAACGCGCUCGAUCGGAAAAGGCUCCAUCACCUACCUGGCUAAUGGGAGCUUCCAGGCCUGCUACGAGCCAUGUUUCCACCUUUGAUAGCAUGAAAACCGAUGCAGAGUUGUUGCUUAAUUUUGCGAGACCCAGCAAUUUUCCACCCCUCCAAGACGGCUCAGGACCACAGCAGCUGGCUGCGCAUGAGCUAGCGAACGGCCAGCAGCUCGGCGUUAAAUGGGCCACAGAUACUGCUAACCUGUGGGCGAAAAGAUGGGAUAUUACUGCGGAGAACAAACCAUCUUCUGCUUUCUUCAGGAACAACAAUAAUGGUACCCCAUCACGCAUUCGAUCGAGGUCUGACGGUUCCGCAUUCACGGGAAGACCACUAAUGAAUGGCUUCUCUGGACCGUCUCUACCCCCAUUGAUGGGUCCCGCCCUUGAGGAUGACUUGAUCGAUCCACACCACAUUCCAGAUCAACAUCAUAACAAUGCACAAGCAAAUGGACCUAAUGGCCAGGAAACACCAUCGGCACAACUCCAACGUCCAAAAAGUGUGCCUACGUCCGAUUUGAAAGAGGAAGACUCCGAUAACGACAGUUCUAACCAAGCAACCUGCGCAGCUUGUAACCUCGAUCGAAUCGCGUCUGACAGUGAAGACGAGGAGGCCGUGACUUGGAUAAAUUGUGAUGGAUGUAUGAGGUGGUUUCAUAUCGUGUGUGCGGGAUUCAAAAGUGACCGCGACACCAGGAUAGUUGACAAAUUUAUCUGCCGUGGGUGUCGACCUAGACAUGGACCGACUACUUUCGUACGCAAGUCCUCCCGCGCACGAACAGCUAUUGACUAUGCGAGCCUAAAUCAGGGGUUCGUCAUGUCAUCCACCGAAACACCAGAGCAUCAUUACAUCCAGCCAAUCAAAGAAGGGAAGAUCACUUUUUUGCCAGACCACUUUGCUCGGAUACGUCCGGAGUUUGUCACUGCUGAAUACUUUGAGCGAGGUAUAGGAAUGACUGAACCCGUAAUCAUUCCCGCAUCUCUCAAUACGCGCUCCUCAGUCCCUGGCUCAGCCGAUUAUUAUGCACCCGAAGCCUCCACACAGGAGGAAUUUGAUGAACUCGCUGACAACAUGCCCGAUGAUGAUGUUGACUUCAACGAAGUUCUCGAUUGCGGUCAGGAUUUGUUGGACAUGGUCAUCCCGCAAGGUCUUACUGUUCGACAUGUAGCUGAGCUUUAUGGACCUGAAGAGCGAGUCGAGGUGAUAGAUGUCAAAUCGCAGCAGGGGGAAGACAAGAGAUGGAACAUGCAACGCUGGGCAGAUUACUACUACGACGAUUCUGCGUCAAAAACUGUUCGCAACGUAAUCAGCCUCGAGGUUUCCAACAGUCCUCUAGGAAGGCUCAUUCGACGACCCAAAAUUGUCCGCGACCUUGAUCUCCAAGACCACGUGUGGCCUGCCGAAUUGCAAGCCAUAGGCGAAUUUCCAAAAGUCCAAUUCUACGUCUUAAUGUCUGUUGCAGAUUGCUAUACCGACUUUCACAUUGAUUUUGGUGGCUCUUCUGUCUACUACCAUAUUUUGAAGGGAAGGAAAACUUUCUUUUUCAUUCCGCCCAAGGACAAACACCUGAAGAAAUAUGAGGAAUGGUGUAACUCGGCUGCGCAGGACACUACUUUUCUCGGAAAUCAGACCAAGGAAUGCUAUCGAGUUGACCUUUCAGCCGGUGACACCAUGCUUAUUCCAUCUGGUUGGAUCCAUGCCGUCUGGACACCGGAAGAUAGUCUUGUCAUUGGCGGAAACUUCCUCACAAUGAUGAACUAUGGAAUGCAAAUUAAAGUUGCGAAAAUCGAGAAGGACACAAAGGUUCCCAAGAAAUUCCGUUACCCAUAUUUUCAGAAAAUCAUGUGGUAUGCUGCCAUCAAGUACUUGGAGGACGAUCCCAUUCCACAGACAGUUUUGGAGUCAUUCUCGCGUGACGAAAACUACCGCUUCUACCGCGAAUAUCCGAUUUACUAUGAAUUCGGAGAAAAUGGCAAUGGUGCCGAACCUGGGUCACCGUAUUACAAUGCACGCUUCUACUCCCAAGCAGAACUGGAUGGCCUGCCUGAACUAGCAAAAUAUCUCCUGAGGACUGCCUUGAUUGCCGGUGGAUACCAAGUUGAUGGGGUCACGACAGAAACUAGGAACGCUGUGAAAAAAUCCAUUCCUAAAGGACCAACAGAUCCCGUUAACAUUGUCAUAAAAUUCGGGGUGUGGGUAGCUUGGAAACGCGGCAAUGAGCAUGCCGCAAGCUGGACACGCCCGGGUGCCAUAUCUCUUGAUACCAAGGUUGACAUGUCUGGUAGGAAACCAGCUGGUAGACCUAGUCGACGCUCCCAGCGGAAUAUCGUUGCUGAAAGCCCGCAGCUCAAUAACAACCUUGAAUUGAGCACCGGUCGCCGUCCCUCCUAUCAGUUAUCCGAAUUUAAUACGAGUCGUACUUCCAGUACCAGUCUUGCUUCUACGAAUGCACCCUCCACAAGCGGAACACCAGCCCCGCCGAAACGAAAGGCCUCUCUUGUUGAUAUGAAAUCCGAAAUUACUCAUGCAACUAAGCCGCGUUUGAUGUCCAAGUCGACUGGCCUGGGUCCAAAACGCGUUGCGUGUGAUGCUUGUCGAAAACGACGGAUCCGUUGUCGACAUAAAGAUGAGCAAGGCCUAGAUGCUGUAACAUCCAUGGCAGUCAAGCAACAACACCUCAAUGGCAGGGAUAUGGCAACUGCUGGGUCCUUGAACCUUGCCUCGGCUACAUAUAUGGAUGGGAUUGAAGAACACCGUUCUGGGAAGCGGGAUGCGAUGUUGCCUAGCUCCGUAGAUGAUUCUUCAGCACUCUUUAUGACCCACCAAGCCAACUCAGGCAAGAUGAAAGGGUUUAUUCCGAAUUCCUCCAAUCCUGGAAAGAAGGGCCGUAGCAAGGCUUGUGACGAGUGUCGGAAGAGCAAGCGUCGUUGCAUCCAUGAUGAAAAUGGCCGGAUAGAUCCUGUCAAAGCGCAAGAGCGGUCAAAGCCCCGAGCGACAAGUUCCACUAAACGUCCUCGAUCCAGCGAUGGCAAUAUAUCCCCCACGUUAAGCAAGCGUCAAAGGCCAGAAUCUGAGUAUUCUGAAGAGGAACUUCCUCAGACCAAGUUGAACUUUGAGACUGUUCAAUUGCAGGGUCGUAUGAAUGGGCAAAAUGAGAAGCUGGUCUCCAGUGAGAAUGCUGGAAUUCCGACACACAGCGAACUUACCACGAAUCAAACAUCAUAUGCCUCACCACCCACAUUGAAAGCUGAUCUCGUGACAUCAUCAGAAGUUACUGCGUCCCUAUCAGCAACCACGGGCCCAGCAAGCAGCCUUGUCUCUCCCCCUACCUCACUCGCAGACGAUAUGGAAGUCGACCCUAAUCAGACCGAUGGCGAAGCGAAGCCUGCCGUGAAGAACGAGCAACAACAGCAAGAACACUAUGGUGGACGGUCUGUCGUCAAUGAUGCUCUCACCACUUUAUGCCGAAACGCUUCCCGUCACCAGCGCCAUGCUCCUGAAGCCACUGUUCCCGCAGCAGAAGUGGGCAGUCGCAAGAUGACGACGGCAACACGCGCUCCACCCGCGACCGUAACAGCACCUUCAGACUUCAACAACAACAACAGACACACCUCGCCGACCUCUCCGCAUCGCCGCAGCAAACUGACGGGUCGUGACCGUGGCAGCUUCUCAGAUCCGGACGCUGACCCCGACACUUUGCGGUUGAUCAGGGAGAUGCAGGAGCAGGACUUUGGGUUGAGGAAGAGGCCUUCAAGGACGUGA
This is a messenger RNA of Histoplasma mississippiense, 4278 nucleotides long. RefSeq lists its product as hypothetical. Gene Ontology annotation, biological process: regulation of transcription by RNA polymerase II; protein demethylation. Lineage: Eukaryota; Fungi; Ascomycota; Eurotiomycetes; Onygenales; Ajellomycetaceae. The coding region runs from base 1 to 4278 and encodes 1425 amino acids. The record is from RefSeq and is a predicted model, not a curated record. Gene Ontology annotation, molecular function: transcription coregulator activity; histone demethylase activity; DNA-binding transcription factor activity, RNA polymerase II-specific. The transcript has 3 exons.